Molecule: messenger RNA, 974 nt
Organism: Eublepharis macularius
Lineage: Eukaryota; Metazoa; Chordata; Lepidosauria; Squamata; Eublepharidae
Gene: SHISA2
Product: shisa family member 2
Exons: 2
Coding region: 1-879 (292 amino acids)
Biological process (GO): negative regulation of Wnt signaling pathway; negative regulation of fibroblast growth factor receptor signaling pathway
Cellular component (GO): endoplasmic reticulum
Source: RefSeq, a predicted model, not a curated record
AUGUGGAGGGGGCGCUGCUGUCUGCGGCGGGCGGCGCUGGGAGGGUGGCUGGGCUUGCCGCUCUUGCUGCUGCUCGGGCUGGCGGCCAGGACGCGGGCCAGCGGCGAGUACUGCCACGGCUGGCUGGACGGGACUGCUUGGCGGGACGGCUUCCAGUGCCCGGAGCACUUCGACGACGGCGACGCCACCAUUUGCUGCGGCACCUGCGCCCUCCGCUACUGCUGCUCCCGCGCCGAGGCCCGGCUGGACCAGGGCGUGUGUGACAACGACAGGCAACAGGGGGGAGCCGAGCAUGGCCGGCCCGACAAGGACGCUCCCGACGGCGCAGCAGUGCCUAUCUACGUGCCAUUCCUUAUUGUUGGAUCAGUUUUUGUUGCGUUCAUCAUCUUGGGCUCUCUGGUUGCGGCUUGCUGUUGCCGGUGCCUGCGACCUAAGCAAGAGCCUCAGCAGAGCAGAGCACCUGGAGGGAAUCGGAUGAUGGAGACUAUUCCCAUGAUUCCAAGCGCCAGCACCUCUCGAGGAUCCUCCUCUCGUCAAUCAAGUACUGCUGCCAGCUCCAGUUCCAGUGCCAACUCAGGUGCCAGGCCCCCCCCUACUAGGUCACAAACCAACUGCUGUUUACCAGAAGGGACCAUGAAUAAUGUAUACGUCAACAUGCCUACAAAUUUCUCGGUACUGAACUGCCAGCAGGCUACGCAGAUAGUGCCGCACCAAGGACAGUAUUUGCACCCACAGUAUGUCGGCUAUGCUGUGCAACAUGACUCCAUGCCCCCUGUCCCACCUUUUCUGGAUGGUCUACAAAGUGGAUACAGGCCAAUUCAGUCUCCUUAUCCCCACAGCAAUAGUGAACAGAAGAUGUACCCAUCAGUGACUGUGUAACUUUGGUAAGGGGCGGGGGAAUAAACCACACAAGCAAAAAAAAUAUAUUGCUGCAACUGACUGUGAACAGAGGAGAAAUACUUUUGGAAAGAAGU